AUCGUACCUCCAAAGUUUGAGUCAUGGGUGGUUCAAACACAAAAAUAACACAGGCCGCUACGCAGUUUCAAAAAGUAAAUAAGGUUGUGAAAGAAGGAGUCGAUGCCGUGCAAUUACAUGGGAUGCGUAAGAUCAAAAACCAAAGCCAACAAUACAAUGCUGAACAGAAAAUGGAUAAAUACAUGGAAAAGGAACUUGAAAACCCAAAACGAGCACCGAUGAAUUUAUCAAAAAUUGAAAUACCGGACGAUAUAAGAGCGCAAAAGUUGUCCGAAGCGAGGAGCUCUCAAGAAGAAGAUAAAUCGUAUCUCAAUAUGAUAAAAGACGUUUAUUUGACAUCUGAGGACCCUAAACAGGAACCGUAUAAAGUUGUUAACAGCAAGGAACGUAAAUUACCACAAUCUAAGACUCUUAAAACUGGAAAUUUGGAUAGCGAUGUACCACGCGGCCGCGCAAAAAUUCAAAAAAUUCUUGAAGCAAUGCAUAAUCAUAAAAUUGAUCCUAUUGGCUGGGGUCCAGCGGAAUUGGCAGAAAAAAUUAGAAUUCGGGAAUCUGACAUGAAAGAUAUUUUAGAUAAUUUUGAUUUAGUUCGUCCGUCCGAUUUGAUAUUAGAAGAAGAUCCCUCGAAGAAAUUGGAAUCAGGGGCAUAUGGGAAGUAUAUGUAGAUGUUUGAAACUUGAUCAGAACAAGUCUCCAGACUAGUAACUUAAAGACAGGCAUCUUCACACUUGCUACAGUUCGUACGACGUACUAUAUAGAUCGAGCGACAUUGUCUCGUUUCAAACCCAUUUUACUGAUGAUCAGAUACCCCUCCUUUGGGAGACGUCUGGACAUUGUUGUCCCUCAAUAACGGUAAUAAUACAGUAUAAUGGAGUUGCGCAAAAACUACAAAAAAAGCGCAAUCUAUUAACGUCAUCAUUGAAUUCCUCUGGGAAAAAAUAACCCGAUUUACCAAGGAAAAAAACUUACCUGUGGCAUUCGAGAGUUUUUAGAAAAAAACGGCAAGUCACGUGUCAUGUGACGGCUUCGAUUACUUUAGAUUAUCAUUGAGACAGGCAUGGCGCGAUAUGAAGCAUCUGACGUGGUGCCAGACACCCCUCAUUUGUGAGACGAAUGGAGUGUUUGUUUUAUUAUUGAGCCAAAUAAGAAGAAAUUCUUGGAAUUUGGAUAGUGUGCCGUACUGACAGUUCCUUGCAUUACAUGCAUACGGAUACCCCAGUGUGAAAACAUAAGUAUUCUAGUUAAGUUCACAAAUAACUCACUUGUGUUUCUGGCAUGUACUGUGAUGUAAUGCAUUAGGCAUCAUUUUAUGUGAUUUUCAAUUGUUUAUUUUUCCAGAUAUAAGUCUCAUUUACUUUUGUGUGUGUGUGUGUGUGUGACCUAGCUUUGAAUAAUUUUCCUUACUCAAUUUAUUUUCUUGGGGGGGCGACCGUCCCCCGCAAUAAUUUUGUCUAUAUCUAAACACAUGUUGUUUCUGACUUAUAAAAUAACCAUUAUUUUGAAGGCAGUUGCAACUUGCACCGGGCACAAAUAAAUAAUAGGAUUUCUGAUUAUGAUAACUGUUUUCUUACAAUUUCUCACAUGUUGUUUCACAGUUCUCACCAACAACCCCCCUCCCGUUCGGAAAAUAAUUAUGGAAGUGUCCUCCCCUGUUGGUCUGUACUAAACUUACAUUUUGUUUUACCUAUUUUUUAUAG
Molecule: messenger RNA, 1697 nt
Organism: Styela clava
Lineage: Eukaryota; Metazoa; Chordata; Ascidiacea; Stolidobranchia; Styelidae
Product: NADH dehydrogenase [ubiquinone] 1 alpha subcomplex assembly factor 4-like
Biological process (GO): mitochondrial respiratory chain complex I assembly
Cellular component (GO): mitochondrion
Source: RefSeq, a predicted model, not a curated record